CUAUUUUGGCGGGAGAGAGAAUGCUUUUUUAGCUGAGUGUAGCUACCUAAUUAUUAUUUUUUUAAAAAUAAAUACCUAAAUCAUGGCUAAUUCUAAUUAUUUAUCCGUUUUCGAUAUUUUGGUAUCUAAUGAAAAAGUGCCUAGUAAAUUUUUGCACAAUUUGCCUAGAAUGGGCUUCCUAGAUCCAUCUGCUACCGAAGAAGAUUUAAAGGCCGGUUCAAGUGUCGAAAUUCCCUUGUGGUUAGCGGAAUCUUUACAUGCGAGACGUCCUCCUUUGGUUAACGUAGAUUUACCCAAGAUUUACAAAGAUGCCUACAGAGAAAUUCUGAAUGCUGAUGCCUGCACUGUGGAUAUGCAUAAAUUAGGGCAAUAUUUUUAUGAAUUGGGAUAUUACAUUGCUAAAUAUGACAUUAAAGGAGAAGUUGCUACUACCCUUGUGAAUACUUUCAAACAGAGAUUUAGAAUGCUAUUAGCGGCAAGUGUGUCUAGUGAUUCCCUUGGUUCUAUGCAGCCACUUUCUGCCAGUGAGCGAGAACGGGCUGUUGCUGCGGCCAAAACUGAGAGAGCACUAUCCACCUGGCUUCAGAGAGGAGACUCUCCACUCACAACAGCUAACAUGGUUGCCAAUCAUAGGAAACGAAAGAGAGCCGAAAUGGAAAUGAUUUAGAAAUAGUUAUAUUUUAGUUUAAGCCAAAUAUUAAAUAUCUAAUGGUUAUUAUUUUACGCGAACCCUGAGCUUUGGGGCAUCAUGGCUCCCAACAUAUCCGGAAACACAUGUAGACAACAGAGAAAUAUUUUCAUGUAAGAAGAUAAGUAUUGCAUUUAAAAAAAUUAUGAGUAGUAAUGGAUUGUAUUUUUAUUCUAUAAAAAUAAUUUUUCCCUUCAUUAUUCAAUAUGGUAAAAUAAUGAGACCAAAUUUAUAAUUAGAGAAGUUUGUUUGCUAGUAACAGUGGUUAAUGUCAGCCUAUAAAUAAAUGAAAGUUCAAACAG
Molecule: messenger RNA, 990 nt
Organism: Plodia interpunctella (Indianmeal moth)
Lineage: Eukaryota; Metazoa; Arthropoda; Insecta; Lepidoptera; Pyralidae
Gene: Psf3
Product: Partner of Sld Five 3
Exons: 3
Coding region: 83-667 (194 amino acids)
Biological process (GO): mitotic DNA replication initiation
Cellular component (GO): GINS complex
Source: RefSeq, a predicted model, not a curated record